UUCUUUAUCUCUACAAUCCCGGAUAAAGACACCGGCCACAGGCUGACCUUGCCGGGGACGGUCGUGUGAUUGUUUGCUUGCUUGCCUGCUGGGCUGUCAUCCUGGCCGCCAAAAAAGGUUAAAAUUGCAACGAGGCCGGCGACUGGCGAGAGUCGAAAAAGCAACGGACCUGGCCGUGUUCGGGUCACAUUUUUGGUACUUCGCGAGUUACUUUGACACUUGCACGGAGGACAUACUAAUCCGGUCGACUUCACCCGAUUCGACUGGCUGGUUAUCUUUCUCUUCACUCCUUCUGCUUUGUUCUUUUGUUCCUCUGAUUUUCCCUUGCCACGUUCUCCUCCCCCCCGGCUUCGAGGAGGAGGAAGCCAUUUGAGACGCCCUUCCCCUCCCUUCAUCCCCAGCUAUAACUAUCUACUACCCACUGCCACGACCACGAUAUACUUCCGUGCCCGAGCUACACCCACCCACGCCCACGCUUACACCACCAUGCUUUCCCCUUCCUCGUUGGCCCUUCCUCGACAGGCCCCUCCGGUGAGGCCCUCCCGGUCCCUUGAAGGAUUGGAACAAGUGAUUCCUCCUCGAGUGCCAGUGCCCCCCGCUCGCCCGACACUGCUGCACCUUGAUAAGCCACUCCCCGAGCUGCCUCCCAAGCCGCUGCCUGAAACCCCGUCGAUGGAUGAGGGCUCCACCGCAUGGAGCGAUGACAGCAGCACGGACUCCAGCUUCUGUGACAGCCGACGCUUUUCCGAGGAUUCUACCGAGAGUUACCCUGUUUUUGUCCGCUCCGGUUCGGACGAUCUGACCGAGCUUGUCGAUCAUUCUCCUGCUCCAGGGCCUCAUCAACCUCACCACCUCGCCAUCACCACCACUUUCCUCCAUGAUGACCAUUGUGACCGCCCGCCGCCCUGGACGGCCACCCGGGCUGGUCCCAACCAUUACUUUCGGGAGAAGAAAUGGGACUUUUUCCCCGAGCUGGCCACUCCUUCGGCUCUUCCGCCAUCCCCGCGUUUUGCAACACACCCCCGCAAAAAGACCGGCAGUCGAUUAAACCUCGCCGUCUUCGACUUUUCCAAGGGUCGCAACCGCUGGAACUCGUCCGACGUCCGCAACUCAAUUCGCUCUUACGUCCAACGGCGUUUAUCGAAAAACUCGCUAGAAAGAAACAAGAGCAAUAGAUCUUCACGACCCGCGACAGACUCGCCAGACUAUGCACGCACCCCGACCCCAUCCAGCAAGACCACUGCAUCGAAAGAACCUUCCCCGCCUGGCAGCCCGAGGCUCCUGAGCCCAGUGGAUGUCUCGGCUGCGGGCAAACGCCUGUCACGCAUGUCCACCCGCUCAACCAUGGGUCCCCGCGGGAAGCGCCCGCGGCCCCUGGCGUUCCAGCGGAACAAGCAGCUGGCAGUCCCCAUGUCGCCGUAUCAAAAGUACGGUGCCGCCAUCUGGGAGAAAUCCGGUCGUGAGAAACGAAUUAGUUACCGACAGAGCCACCACGUUCGGUUUCCCCGAUAUAGGAAAGCGAGCUCGUCCAAGAAGGGCUUUGUGUCGUCAGCAACACCACCUCUGACGCCACCAGCCCGGUCUCAACUCCAGCAGAACACCCGGGACUGUGUCAGGGCCCUGCAAGAUGGGACACACCAUCUCCUGGGCGCCCUCGAUGGCGCCAGGAAGAAGAUUACUGGAUCGCGAGGCCAUCGACGGAACUCUGAGCUGAAGUCGCAGAUCCGACUCGUUGGACCAGUUAGUGCGUAUAAUAACAAUUACGGACAGUCUGACCCAUGGAUUUAGAACGGACGGGGUCCACUCUCUACUCAUUUUCUUUCCUGUUCGCUUCUCUUACUUUCAAGAUAUCCCUUCGCUUCUUUGCCAUCUAUUAGCCUUUAGCCCGUCUUGUUCCGGUCGCUCUCUACCUCUCUUCGUGUCUAGUCUUUACACCAUGAUAUCCCGUUGGCAUUUUCAGGUUGCUCGCUCGGCGUUGGGGAUAUAGGAUGGAUAUAUACAUUGAUAAUAGCGUAUUGUAAUACGAUUUCCUAUCUAUCUACC
Molecule: messenger RNA, 2043 nt
Organism: Aspergillus sclerotioniger CBS 115572
Lineage: Eukaryota; Fungi; Ascomycota; Eurotiomycetes; Eurotiales; Aspergillaceae
Exons: 1
Coding region: 487-1788 (433 amino acids)
Source: RefSeq, a predicted model, not a curated record